Lagopus leucura (white-tailed ptarmigan) is the source of this 1886-nucleotide messenger RNA. It is a transcript of the gene SMPD1, whose product is annotated as sphingomyelin phosphodiesterase 1. Lineage: Eukaryota; Metazoa; Chordata; Aves; Galliformes; Phasianidae. Gene Ontology annotation, biological process: sphingomyelin catabolic process; ceramide biosynthetic process. Bases 1 to 1791 code for a protein of 596 amino acids. The transcript is spliced from 6 exons. Gene Ontology annotation, cellular component: lysosome. The record is from RefSeq and is a predicted model, not a curated record. Gene Ontology annotation, molecular function: acid sphingomyelin phosphodiesterase activity.
AUGGCGGCGCGGGCUGUGCGCUCGGGUUUGGCGGCGGGGCGGCCGCUCCGGCUGGGCGCUGCUUUGGCGGUGCUGACGGCGGUGUCGCUAUCGCUAUCGGUGUCGGCGGAGCCGCCGCCCGGGGCCGCGCUGCUGGAGGCCGCGGGGCCGAGCUGGGGGUGGCGGAACCUGACGUGCCCCGGCUGCCGGCUGCUGUUCGGGGCGCUCGAUCUCGCGCUGCAGCUGGAGCCCAACGUGGUGCGUGUGGGGCGCGUGGCCGCAGGGCUGUGCCGGGAGCUGCGCCUGGCGCGGGCCGAGAUCUGCCAGCAGGCGGUGCAGCUUUUCCAGCGCGACGUGGUGGCCGCCUGGGCUCGCUCCGUGCUGCGGCCGACCGAGGCGUGCGGGCUGCUGCUGGGCCCGCGCUGCGGCCGCUGGGACAUCCUGGGCUCCUGGAACGUCUCCCUGCCCGCCGCCCCCAAACCCCCGGUGCGGCCCCCGCGGCCCCCACCGCCCGGCGCGCCCACCGCCCGCGUUCUCUUCCUCACCGACAUGCAUUGGGACCGGCGCUACGAGGCGGGCAGUGAGCCGUCCUGCCCCGACCCGCUGUGCUGCCGCGGCUCCGCGCUGCCCGGUUCGGGCGGUGCCGGUUUUUGGGGCGAAUACGGGAAAUGCGACCUUCCGCUGCGCACCAUCGCCUCUCUGCUGGCCGGGCUGCGCCAGGCGGGGCCGUUCGCUGCCGCAUAUUGGACGGGUGACAUCCCGGCUCACGACGUGUGGCAGCAGCGCCGCGAGGAUCAGCUGCUGGCGUUGCGCACCGUCAGCGCGCUGCUGCGCCGCCAGCUGGGAGCGCUGCGCGUCUUCCCGGCUGUGGGCAACCACGAGGCCACCCCCGUCAACGCCUUCCCUCCGCCCUACGUGAGCGGCAACCAGUCGGCUGCGUGGCUCUACGAUGCCAUGGCCGAGGCCUGGCAGGACUGGCUGCCCCCCGCGGCGCUGAAGACCCUCCGAGCUGCUGGGUUCUACACGGCACAGGUGUGGCCGGGGCUGCGCCUCGUUUCCCUCAAUAUGAACUUCUGCUCCCAGGCCAACUUCUGGCUGCUCAUCAACUCCACCGACCCUGCGGGGCAGCUGCAGUGGCUCGUGGGGGUGCUGGAGGCUGCCGAGCGUGACGGAGAGAAGGUGCACAUCAUUGGCCACAUCCCCCCGGCGCACUGCCUGCGGAGCUGGAGCUGGAACUACUACCGCAUCGUCAACAGGUUUGAGGGCACCAUUGCUGCCCAGUUCUUUGGGCACACGCACGUGGAUGAGUUUGAGAUGUUCUACGAUGAGGAGACGCUGAGCCGCCCCGUGUCUGUGGCUUUCGUGGCUCCCAGUGUCACCACCUACAUCAACCUCAACCCCGGGUACCGCGUGUACGAGGUGGACGGUUCCUACACCGGCAGCUCACACGCCGUGCUGGACCACGAGACCUUCAUCCUCAACCUGACCGAGGCCAACGCGCCGGGCGCUGAGCCACGCUGGCAGCGCCUGUAUGGCGCCCGCGAGGCAUACGGCAUGGCCAGCGCCUUCCCCGGCGACUGGGAUCUGCUCAUCCGCCGCUUCCAGGACGACGAGCGCCUCUUCCAGCGCUUCUGGUACCACUUCCACAAGGGCCACCCUCCCCGCGAGCCGUGCCUGGAGGCCUGCAAGGCGGCCCUGCUCUGCGCCUUGCGCACCGGCCGCUCCGCCGACCCCAACCUGUGCCGCCCACUGCGCCCGACGCGGCCCUUCCGACAGAUCCAGGAGUUCUGGAGGCAGCGGCGGCUCUGCUGAGAGCUCUGUGGGACCCGUGGAGACGGGGGUGGGCGCCUCGUGAACCUCGGUGUAGGAGGGGCCCCCUGGGCUGAGUAAUAAAGGCUGCCGGUGGA